UCGUUGCUGCCAGCUGUGGUAAAAGUCCAAUAUGCCCCUGGUUUCUCAGUCUCAGUGCUCUGGUCAAACGGUCAAGAUCGAAUUCGGGAAGCAGAGCAGAGAUGGAGGCGUUCAGGAAGCAGGCGAACAAGUUCAAGGAGCAGGUCGCCAAGCAGCAGCAGGCUGUGAUAAAGCAAUUUAGUGGUACUGGUUUCGAGCGUUCAGAUUCUGUUGUAAUUGAUGAAGUUGAAUUACAGCAACAUCAACGGCUUGAGAAAUUGUACAGUUCUACUCGUUCUGGAAGGGAUUUUCAAAAGGACAUAGUUCGAACAGCUGAAGGCUUGGUGUCUAUUGGAAGCAAGCAUGUUGAAGUGGGAACAAAAUUUUCUGAGGACUGCUUUAGAUAUGGAGGUGAAAAUAACGGUGAUGAUGAAGCCCUUACAAAAGCUGCAUCACUAUAUGGGGGUGCUUUGAGAAAUGUUGAGAAAGAGUAUGAAGAUUUCAAUAGAACUUUAUGUUCUCAGACCAUUGAUCCAUUGAAGGCGAUGGCUGCGUGUGUUCCCCUGGAAGAUGCUCGUGGCCUUGCACAACGUUAUAGCCGGAUGAGACAGGAAGCUGAGAUCCUUUCUGCUGAAAUUGCUAGAAGGAAGGCACGAGUAAGAGAAGCUCCAACUGCCGAGAACACUACAAAACUUCAACACUCCGAAUCUAGAAUGGUAGAGCUCAAAGCAACCAUGGCUGUGUUAGGAAAGGAGGCUGUUGCUGCACUUGCUGCUGUUGAAUCUCAGCAAAAGAGGGUAACUCUUCAGCGCCUGGUUGGCAUGGUAGAAGCAGAGAAGUUGUUCUAUUUGAGGCUAGCUUCUAUACUUGAUGAUGUUGAAGCUGAGAUGUCAUCCGAGAAGCAAAAGAGAGAAUCUGCACCUCCUAUUAUUCCCUCCCAUAAGCGUGCCGAGAAGGCCCAGUACUUCCUUGCUGAGGCAGUGCAUAACUUCAAUGGUACCACGGAAAAGGAGCUGAGCUUAAUCGUUGGUGAUUAUGUUGUUGUUCGUCAGAUUGCUCCGAACGGUUGGGCAGAGGGCGAAUGCAGAGGGAAGGCAGGGUGGUUUCCGGCCGGCUAUGUCGAGAGGCGGGAGAAUAUCCCGCCAAAUAAAGUCUUUCCGCAAGCAUAAGCUGCUGAUCAGUGCAGUUGCCUAUUUUGGCUGCACCGAGGUAUCUGCGUUUUCUGCGCACUUGGGAGUUGUUGUAUAUCUUUUUUUUUUUUUUGAGAACUAGUUGUGUAUAUCAUGUACCUUCCACACUGGCUCAGGGCAUGCCAGUUGCAUGUGGGCUGAUUCAUUUCGAAUGUAAGUUACUACUCCAGUAUUUGCUAAUGUACUAGUAGAAUAUUUUGCUAAUA
This is a messenger RNA of Lolium perenne, 1375 nucleotides long. RefSeq names its product SH3 domain-containing protein 3. Lineage: Eukaryota; Viridiplantae; Streptophyta; Magnoliopsida; Poales; Poaceae. The record is from RefSeq and is a predicted model, not a curated record. Gene Ontology annotation, molecular function: protein binding.